This is a messenger RNA of Cinclus cinclus, 1155 nucleotides long. It is a transcript of the gene HS1BP3, whose product is annotated as HCLS1 binding protein 3. Bases 1 to 1155 code for a protein of 384 amino acids. The record is from RefSeq and is a predicted model, not a curated record. The transcript is spliced from 7 exons. Gene Ontology annotation, molecular function: phosphatidylinositol binding. NCBI's taxonomy places the organism in Eukaryota, Metazoa, Chordata, Aves, Passeriformes, Cinclidae.
AUGGAGCAGCGCGGCCCGGCGCCCGCCGGGCUGGUCACCACCAGGCAAAUUCAGAAUACACACACGGGGCUGGAUUUGUCAGUGCCGGAAUACCAGGAAAUCCGUGGGAAGAUGAUGUCUGGCCAUGUUGAGUAUCACAUUGUCGUUGUUACUCGACUGGCAGCCUUCAAAUCAGCAAAGCACAAGCCUGGAGAUGUGGUUCAAUUUAUGGUUUCCAAGAAGUACAGCGAGAUUGAAGAGCUCUACCAGAGACUGACAGCACGAUAUCCACAGAUUUCUCUUCCACUACUGCCUAGAAAAGUUCUCUUCGUGGGGGAAUCUGACAUCUCUGAACGAAGAGCUAUGUUCAAUGAUAUAAUGAAAUUCAUCUCCAAAGAUGAGGAUCUAGCAACGAGUCCUGAGUUACUGGAAUUUUUAGGAACAAAAUCCUCCAGUGCCGUUGACUUCAAGGGUAAAAACGUGCCUGAUGACAGGGAGAAAGAAGAUGAAGAAAAUGAGGCAUUGGAUUUUUUCAAAGAGGAGAAGACACCUGACUUGAUCUCACAGCUUUUAUCAGUGGAAAAUGUCAAAAAAGGGGAGGAAAAAGAAGAGGGAGAUGAGGAGGAGGAGGAAAUUUUAGACCCUCUUGGUAUCAUGAGAACUAAAAAAACAAAGAAGACAUCUGCUCCUCCAGCCAAAGAAGGGAAGCCCAAAUUAACCAUUUUUGAAGAGGAGGUGGAUCCAAAUGAAGGACUCUUUGGCCCAGAAAAAGAUUUCUCAUCAAUUGAUCCCAGAAGAAAGAUGAAAGAGAAUCUGAAGCUAUUUGAAGACCCAGACCUCGGUGGGGUGGUGAGACUGGGUGACUCACUGCUGCUGCCAGCUGCCUCUGAGCACAGCAAGGAUGUGCUGAGCAGGGAUCCUGAGGAGGACACUGAGGAGCUGCUGAGAGUUGAAGAUGAUUUUGAAAAACUCUUAGAGGUUACCUCCAAAUCAAAACCUAAGGUCCCACCAAAACCACCUCUGCCUCAGAAGCCAGCAGUUGCCCCCAGGAGCACUAAUCCACCUUCACUGGCAAAGCAAAAGGAAAACAGGAUUCAGAUGAUGAAUGAAGUGGAUAUUCUCCAGUAUAUCCAGGAAAAUGAAUCUAUCAACAACCAGGAUACCAGUCUUUUUUGA